This is a messenger RNA of Sphaeroforma arctica JP610, 165 nucleotides long. RefSeq lists its product as hypothetical. Gene Ontology annotation, molecular function: protein binding. NCBI's taxonomy places the organism in Eukaryota, Ichthyosporea, Ichthyophonida. The transcript has a single exon. The annotation marks the transcript as partial. The record is from RefSeq and is a predicted model, not a curated record.
AAUGAAGAUGCCCUGGAGCAGUUCAACAAGGCUCUAGAGGUCGACCCGACCUCGGCCACUGCAUACACGAAUAAGGGUUUCCUGCACUUGCACGUGCAUCAGAACUUCGAUUCGGCUAAGGAACUCUUCAUGAAGGCUAUUAAAGUGGAUCCUUCAUGCAUAGAG